Messenger RNA from Oikopleura dioica, 543 nucleotides. The record is from the annotation of a GenBank genome assembly. Lineage: Eukaryota; Metazoa; Chordata; Appendicularia; Copelata; Oikopleuridae.
AUGUCGAGUGGAAUCAAAGUCUCGAAUCGCGACAAUCCCAUCGUGUUUUUUGACAUUUCUGUUGGAGGCAAAGAAAUUGGCAGGCUAAAAAUGGAGCUGUUUCGUGAUGUGUGUCCAAAAACUGCCGAAAACUUUCGUCAGUUUUGCACCGGAGAGCAUAAAAAGGAUGGAAUCCCCGUUGGCUACAAAGGUUGCCUCUUUCAUCGAGUUAUCAAGGAUUUCAUGAUCCAAGGAGGUGAUUUUAUUAACUCGGAUGGAACGGGCCUGACAAGUAUUUACGGUGGAAAAUUUAAAGAUGAGAACUUCGUGAAAAAACACGAGACUGCUGGUGUUCUGUCCAUGGCGAACUCUGGGAAGGACACGAACGGCUGCCAGUUUUUCCUCACCUGCACAAAAUGCGAUUUUCUCGACAAUAAACACGUCGUCUUCGGAAAAGUGAUUGAAGACGGAAUGCUGAUCGUAAGAAAGAUCGAAAACAUCCCCACUGACGGACAAAACAAGCCUCGAGUUCCUGUUGUGAUCACGCAAUGCGGGGAGAUGUGA